CGAAAAAUAAAGAUAAAAGCUUGUCGACAAACAAAUCAGAGCAAUGUUAUAUUUGAGAAAAGCCGGCGCGGACAUUUUUCUUCUACUUUCCCAACCGAAGCAGCUCUACAUAUAUAUGUACAUAACAUUGGGGCAUGUCUCUCCAGUUGGUGGUUCGGGAUCUCUCGAUGAAUUAGUCAGUCGCAGCGGGGAAGAUAUUACAUGUGCGUGCUAAAGGUGGCGAAUUCGAGAGACGCAAAGGAUGGGAGAGCUGACGGCUCGUGGCCCUACUGGGAGCCAUCGCAGUCGGGUCAAGAUAACCAGGCUGGGAUGAGGUUUCCCGGGCAUUUGACUAGAGAAAGAGAGAUGUCCGUGAUGGUAUCAGCUCUGGCACGUGUUGUAUCUGGGGAUGCAGCUCAGCAUUCGGAUUCCGGGAGCAGCUCUUCUGGCUCGGGAGGGUUUGCUCAGGAAUUCGGCUACUUUUCGCACGGUGGAACAGCAUCAUCCUAUAAUACUAUAACAGCUAUGGAGGGCCCAACUCCAAACUACAUAACUGCCAUCCACCCAGGAGACCAAUCUGAGGUCGUCCCUCCGACUUAUGAGUAUUCCACCAGCAGCAGUGAAGCCACAGCCAGGGAAUCAUCAUCAUCUGCCUCCCAGCCGAGAAGGAAGUACAGGGGAGUGAGGCAAAGACCGUGGGGUAAGUGGGCCGCCGAGAUCAGGGACCCGUUCAAGGCCACUAGGGUUUGGUUGGGCACCUUUGACACGGCUGAAGCCGCUGCCCGGGCCUAUGAUGAGGCCGCCCUCAGGUUCCGAGGUAACAAGGCAAAGCUUAACUUCCCUGAGAACGUCCGGCUCGUUACUACGAGCCCAUCAAAUUAUGGCUCCACGGAUCCCAGUUUCUCAGCUGCCAAUUCUUGGCCCGGUAUUCCUAGUACUGCAACAAGUUCCCAAGCUCCUCUUGAAAUCUCUAGGAGUUAUGUUAGUUUUCCUCAGGGACAUCAAAAACAGCCGAUGAGCCUGUACGAGCAAAUGUUUGCUCCUUCCUACCUAUCACCUGCCCGUUUUCCUGCUCCACCACACGGGCAGGGGCAGCCUCCGGGAUCAGGCAAUGGUAGUGCGGUCCAGGUUGACGAUGAAGAAUUUCCCUGGUUAGAUCUUGGCGGUCGGCAUAAUUAGUUCAGGGUAGGAGGCUUUCCAAAUUUUUUUCUUUAUUUUUGUUGUGGGCGCUUAAUUGUAUUUCCUGAAAGGUCAAGAUCUCCAGUUCCUUUCUGCUAUUUAAUGAUCUAUUAUGCAAAUUAUGGGCAAAGUUGCUUGACAUA
This is a messenger RNA of Punica granatum (pomegranate), 1301 nucleotides long. The record is from RefSeq and is a predicted model, not a curated record. Lineage: Eukaryota; Viridiplantae; Streptophyta; Magnoliopsida; Myrtales; Lythraceae.